AUGGGCGACGGGGUGGCUUUUGAGGCUGCAAGGAAGAUUAUCAUGCACCCACUUUAUGCGCCAAGGUCUUCACCGUGGCUUGACUUGAAGGUGUUCUAUGUUAGGGUAAGCAACUGUGUGGUGGAUGAGUCUGCACCAGAGCAUCUCACGCUGAACCACAUCCCUCUGUCACCUGAUACAGUUAUCGAGGUGAAUGGCCAGCGGAGCAGCAUGCAUACCGAGUUCAUAUCCUCCUCACUGAGGAGGGACAGGGUUGACAAAAGGACAGAGGAAGCUACUUUUGUGAGCACAGAUAAUAUACGGAUGACAGGGAGUGUGAGGUUCCAAGUGUUUGAUAAGAAUGAUCUUUUGCUUACCGGAGAUCUAGAUUUAUGCAAUGCCAAUGGAGUAGUUGGGGAAUCGAAGAACAGCAGCAAGAAAUGGAAUAUGAAGUGUCAGUCAUCCACAUCAUGCAAUGGCUUCUUGAAGGGAAAGCUGUCCAAUGGCUCGGAAUAUGUACAACCUAUGAUUGAGGUUUAUGUUGCUGGAACUUUCUCUGGCACACCUAUCAUAUUAACAAAGACAAUUCAGCUUAUAUCACGAAGGAAGUCUGAAAUGAAACUAAAGCUUGAUUCCAUCCCUGAGAACGAAGCAACUGAACAACAGAAGGAAGAGUCAGCUGAGGACACUUUGAAGGUAUCAGAAUUCCAGGAUUCCAAAUCUGAGACGGAUGUUGAUGUUGACUAUAACAGCUUGUACUCAAGGCAGGACUUUCUAGAGGGUGAGGACGGUGAGCUUUCAUGGUUUAAUGCCGGUGUCCGUGUUGGUGUUGGAAUCGGCCUUGGCGUGUGUGUGGGUAUCGGAUUGGGUGUGGGCCUGCUGUGCCAAUCAAUUUUUGACCCUUGCGAUGUAAAUAUGAGUCUGGUUAAAAUAAGAUUGGAUGAUGUGGUCUGA
Messenger RNA from Miscanthus lutarioriparius, 933 nucleotides. The record is from the annotation of a GenBank genome assembly. NCBI's taxonomy places the organism in Eukaryota, Viridiplantae, Streptophyta, Magnoliopsida, Poales, Poaceae.